This is a messenger RNA of Nannizzia gypsea CBS 118893, 669 nucleotides long. Its product is annotated as ATP-dependent Clp protease proteolytic subunit. The coding region runs from base 1 to 669 and encodes 222 amino acids. The record is from RefSeq and is a predicted model, not a curated record. The transcript has 3 exons. NCBI's taxonomy places the organism in Eukaryota, Fungi, Ascomycota, Eurotiomycetes, Onygenales, Arthrodermataceae. Gene Ontology annotation, molecular function: ATP-dependent peptidase activity; serine-type endopeptidase activity; ATPase binding. Gene Ontology annotation, biological process: protein quality control for misfolded or incompletely synthesized proteins. Gene Ontology annotation, cellular component: endopeptidase Clp complex.
AUGAACCGACUACGGAUACUCAAUCGCUUGGCUAUUUCCAGCUCUCGAUCGCUCUCAAGAAGCUACUCUCACUCUGCUCCAACUCCGCCGCGAAACUGGACUCCAACUCCAUUCGUGACUGAGACAGUGGAGCGCAUUGUAUGCCUCAAUGGCGAGGUGGACGAAACAUUAUCAGCCGCAAUAGUUGCGCAACUAUUAUUCCUCGAAGCCGAUAACCCAGAGAAGCCCAUUCAACUUUAUAUCAAUUCACCAGGUGGAUCGGUAACAGCUGGACUGGCAAUCUAUGAUACCAUGACAUAUAUCCAAUCUCCUGUUAGUACAAUAUGUGUGGGCCAAGCGGCAUCAAUGGGGUCCCUUCUAUUAUGUGGUGGUGAGGCUGGGAAAAGAUACUGCCUUCCGCAUUCGUCGGUUAUGAUCCAUCAGCCUUCGGGAGGGUACUUCGGCCAGGCAACGGAUAUCGCCAUACACGCGAAGGAGAUCCUUCGAGUACGACACCAAUUAAAUCAGAUAUACAAACGCCAUUUGACAGGGAAGGAAAUGACUCUCGACGAGAUAGAGAAGCUGAUGGAGAGAGACUAUUUCAUGGGCGCAAAGGAAGCUCUGGAAAUGGGUAUUGUAGAUUCUAUACUUGACCGACGAGUGCCUUCAAAGGAGGAGUCAACGUCAUGA